Messenger RNA from Menidia menidia (Atlantic silverside), 4018 nucleotides. Lineage: Eukaryota; Metazoa; Chordata; Actinopteri; Atheriniformes; Atherinopsidae. The record is from the annotation of a GenBank genome assembly.
GUGCUAUUUUAUAUGACGACCACAAGGUGGCAGCAGAGGGCGGAAUCUGCAGCAGUGAACUUCAGCUGCACCACAUAUCUGAGCCCAACAUCACAAAUGGGGGAGAAAUCAUGAUAAACUUAACGAACCCCUUUGCAGUUAUCAUUUGGGGAAACUUUUCCUAAGUUCAUAUUGCAUUGGGGGAGCCAUUUCGUUUUAUUUGUUCAGUGACCAAUCCAUUUCCCACGGGCCCUUUUUUUUUCUUCCAAAGAACUGCUUAAUAUUUCGCCCCCUAAAUAUAAUUUACCAAUGCGUCACUGCACCCUGACGUAUAUGAACUGUGGUUUCAUAUCAGGGACACUGCAGUGAGUCUGACCCGCUUUCAAGGUGCAGUGAGGAAGUGGAGAAGAAGGGGGCAUCUCAUGAUCAGUGCAGAUAGAGGAAAGGAAAAAUAGAGAGAGAGAGCCAGUUCCCCCUCGUCUCUCCUCGGUAGAAUCGCUGUCGUGCGGUGCGGCUGGUCAAGACGAGACGCAGACCCACAAACACACUGACUGUCUGAUCCAGGGUGAAAACACUAAAGGAUAAGCAUCUGACUUCAUUUUGACAAUUCUAACCAUACAUGAUUUAUGGACCUCUACUAUGGCCAAAAGGACAUGAUCUGCAUUUCAGCACCAGCGCUACAAUGUCAAAUAUGAUUUAUCCGAGCGUGAUAAGCAUUUUGUGUUUGCCCGUUUUACUCUUCGAGGCAUUUGUUUUCUCCAAUGGGAAAUAUGAAAGGUCAGUUGUCCCGAGUUCUGCCACUCGCCUGGUCGCCAGGAUGGAUGGGGAUGUUAUAAUUGGUGCCCUGUUUUCUGUUCACCACCAACCAUCAGCUGAGAAGGUCGCAGAGAGGAAAUGUGGAGAAGUCCGCGAGCAGUACGGUAUCCAGAGAGUGGAGGCCAUGUUCCACGCCCUGGAUCGGAUUAACUCAGACCCCAACCUGCUCCCUAACAUAACCCUGGGCUGUGAGAUCAGGGACUCUUGCUGGCACUCCUCGGUGGCUUUGGAGCAGAGCAUUGAGUUCAUCCGAGACUCUCUCAUCUCCAUCCGGGAUGACUCGGAUGGCUCCAAGUGGUGCAUUGAAGGGGUUCCCUCCAGUCAGCCACCAUCAACCAAGAAGCCCAUCGCGGGAGUCAUCGGUCCUGGCUCCAGCUCUGUCGCAAUCCAGGUCCAAAACCUCCUCCAGCUAUUCAACAUCCCUCAGAUCGCCUACUCCGCAACAAGCAUCGACCUUAGCGACAAGACUUUGUUUAAGUACUUCCUGAGGGUCGUGCCCUCAGACACUCUUCAAGCCAGAGCUCUGUUGGAAAUUGUCAAACGCUACAAUUGGACCUACGUGUCUGCAGUCCACACAGAGGGUAACUAUGGGGAAAGCGGGAUGGAAGUGUUCAAAGAGCUGGCCUCCCAGGACGGCCUCUGCAUCGCUCACUCUGACAAGAUCUACAGCAACGCCGGGGAGAAGCACUUCGACCGGCUGCUCAGAAAACUGAGGGAGCGUCUGCCAAAAGCCAGAGUGGUUGUCUGCUUCUGUGAAGGGAUGACAGUCCGAGGGCUGCUCAUGGCCAUGAGGCGGCUCGGAGUAGCUGGAGAAUUCCUCCUAAUUGGCAGUGAUGGCUGGGCAGACCGAGUUGAGGUGGUGGAGGGCUAUGAACACGAGGCUGUGGGUGGCAUCACUGUGAAGCUGCACUCUGAAGAUGUCUCCUCCUUUGACAAUUACUUCCUGAAACUGAAGCUCAGUACCAACAAGCGCAACCCAUGGUUCCCUGAGUUCUGGCAGUACCGGUUUCAGUGCCGCCUUCCCGGACACCCUCUAGAGAACUUGAAUUACGCACGAAACUGCACAGAGGAUGAUGAUCUAGGUUACGAAAGUCUGGAGGAUAACUAUGUACAGGACAGCAAGAUGGGCUUUGUCAUCAAUGCCAUCUAUGCCAUGGCCCACGGGCUGCAUGACAUGCACUCUCACCUUUGUCCUGGGCACGUGGGCCUCUGUGACAAUAUGAAGCCCAUCGAUGGAAGCCACUUACUGGACUUUCUCCUCAAGACCUCCUUCACGGGUGUGUCUGGGGAGGACGUUUGGUUUGACGAGAACGGUGACUCACCGGGAAGGUACGAGAUUAUGAACUUUCAGAGUGUGGAGCCUGGAGUCUAUGACUACAUCAACAUUGGCUCCUGGCAUGAGGGCAUGUUGAGUCUAGAUGAGGAAAUGAUCCAGAUGAACCGCAGUGACAUGGUCCGCUCAGUCUGCAGUGAGCCCUGCUCAAAAGGAGAGAUCAAGGUCAUAAGGAAGGGGGAGGUGAGCUGCUGCUGGAUCUGCACUGCCUGCAAAGAAAACGAGUAUGUCCAGGACGAGUUCACAUGCAAGGCCUGUGAGCUGGGCUGGUGGCCUGACGAAGAACUGGAAGGCUGUGAGCAAAUCCCCCUGCGCUACCUGGAGUGGAGCAAUCCGGAAUCCAUCAUCCAGGUGGUUUUCUCCUGCGUGGGCAUCCUGGUGACAUCGUUCGUGGCUUUCAUCUUCGUUUUGUACCGCGACACGCCUGUGGUCAAGUCCUCCAGCCGGGAGCUCUGCUACAUCAUCCUGGCGGGGAUCUUCCUGGGAUACCUGUGUCCCUUCACCCUCAUCGCCCGCCCCACGGUGGCCUCCUGCUACCUGCAGAGACUUCUGGUCGGCCUCUCCGCUGCCAUGUGCUAUUCAGCCCUGGUGACCAAAACCAACCGCAUCGCCCGCAUCCUGGCGGGCAGCAAGAAGAAAAUCUGCACACGGAAGCCCCGCUUCAUGAGUGCUUGGGCUCAGGUGGUCAUCGCCUCCAUACUGAUCAGCGCCCAGCUGACGCUGGAAGUCACCCUCAUCAUCAUGGAGCCCCCGGAGCCCGUCAAGUCCUACCCCAGCAUCAGAGAAGUCUUCCUGAUCUGCAACACCAGCAACCUGGGAGUGGUGGCUCCACUCGGCUACAACGGAUUGCUCAUCAUGAGCUGCACCUACUACGCCUUCAAGACCCGCAACGUUCCCGCCAACUUCAACGAGGCCAAGUACAUCGCCUUCACCAUGUACACCACGUGCAUCAUCUGGCUCGCGUUUGUGCCCAUCUACUUUGGCAGCAACUACAAGAUCAUCACUACCUCCUUCUCCGUCAGCCUCAGUGUGACCGUGGCCUUGGGAUGUAUGUUCACGCCCAAGAUGUACAUCAUCAUCGCCAAGCCGGAGCGGAACGUGCGCAGCGCCUUCACCACCUCCGAUGCCGUGCGCAUGCACGUCGGCGACGGCAAAAUCGCCUGCCGGAGCAACAGCCUGCUCAACAUGUUCAAGAGGAAGAAGAACGCUGGCAACGGCAGUACCAAGACGUUGUACAAUGUGGCUGAGGAGGACGAGAGUGACCCUGUUAGUUACAACUCCCCUCCAACCCCCCCGAUGAUGGCUCACGGGCAGAUCCCCCCCUGUAUGUUGCUUAAAGAUGCGGGGGAGGAGGUGCAGCUCUAUUCCCCUGAGCCCCUCCAGCAAAAUAGCAUUAUCCCUCAACAUGCCAUCAUGGGCCGCCUCCAGGAGGAGGGCCUUUUCAACAAGUUCAGCAGUGAUAUCCCUGAGCUCAGCGAAAUGAUUAGCAUGCCUCAGGCUGUCAGUGGUGGCAUGCCAGUCUACCACCAGGCACAUCUCAUUCAGCAGGAGCCAGUCCUGCCCGUCCACCUCGACCCUUUUGACGAGGAGCCCUCUCCCCCUUUAGAGGAGGAGGACGAGGAGAUGGAUAACGAACAGUUUGGCCUUCUCCACGGCUACAUGUACAACAACGCCCAGCUUCACGAAGAGGAGGACAUGGUUGAGGUGAAGUUAGCAGUGGAGGACUCCGUGGCUCUGAUGCCUCCCUCCCCUUUCCGUGAUUGCUCUGGCCCUCCAGUGAGCCCAUUUCCAAACUCCCCGGUGUCCGAGUCGAUUUUGUGCACACCGCCGAGUGUGACGUAUGCUUCUGUCAUCCUCAGAGACUUCAAGCAAAGCUCCUCAACUCUGUGA